This is a messenger RNA of Cicer arietinum (chickpea), 819 nucleotides long. The record is from RefSeq and is a predicted model, not a curated record. Lineage: Eukaryota; Viridiplantae; Streptophyta; Magnoliopsida; Fabales; Fabaceae.
GAUAAUGAACAGCAGAUUGGAAAGAUUAUGAGAUGUUUAACCAGAGAAUGGCAGCCAAAGAUAACAGCCAUAGCUGAGUCUAGAGAUCUUGCAAAGAUGACGACAGCAACACUAUUUGGAAAGUUAAGGGAACAUGAAAUGGAAUUACAACGACUGGAUGAAUCCGAAAUGGAAAGUAGGAAAAAGAAAGGUUUAUCUCUGAAGGUUCAAGCAAAUCAGUCAAAAAUUGAAUCCGAUAGCUGCUCAAAUGAAUCCAGCAGUGACAAUGAAGAACCAGAAAUCGGACUGCUUGUCAAGAAAUUUAAGAAAUUUCUGAAGAAGAAAGAUAACAAAUUCAGAAAACCAUCCAGCUCCAAGACUAGCGACAACAAGCAAAUUACAUGUUAUGAAUGUGGGAAGACUGGUCACAUAAAGUCAGAAUGCUACAAAUUGCAGAACAAAAAUAAAGCUGCAAAAUCAAAAGGCAAAGAACCAGUCACCAAAACAAAGAAGGCGUAUAUUGCUUGGAACGAUAAUGAUGAAUCCUCUGCCUCUUCGGAUGAAGAAGAAGCCAAUAUGUGUCUCAUGGCAAAUUCAGAUUCAGAAUCGGAAAAAGAGGUGUGCUUGACAUCCACUAAGCACUCAUGGUAUUUGGAUAGCGGAUGUUCGAAGCACAUGACAGGGGACAAAUCCAAAUUUCUGUCCUUGACAUUAAAGGAAGGAGGUUUUGUCAAAUAUGGAGACAACAAUAGAGGAAAAAUUAUUGGAAUUGGUGAUAUAGGCAAUGAGUCAACAACAGUGAUCAAGAAUCAAACAGCUAGUAAUAGGACUCCCCAAUAG